Messenger RNA from Alosa alosa (allis shad), 375 nucleotides. It is a transcript of the gene ndufa3, whose product is annotated as NADH:ubiquinone oxidoreductase subunit A3. The transcript is spliced from 4 exons. NCBI's taxonomy places the organism in Eukaryota, Metazoa, Chordata, Actinopteri, Clupeiformes, Clupeidae. The record is from RefSeq and is a predicted model, not a curated record. Bases 18 to 269 code for a protein of 83 amino acids. Gene Ontology annotation, cellular component: mitochondrial inner membrane.
CACAAACCUGAAGAAACAUGGCGGGCAUCGGAGCAUUCCUAAAAAAUGCAUGGAGCAAGGAGCCUGUAAUCACAGCCUCUUGUGGGAUCGGAUUAUUAGCGGUUAUAUUUCCAUUCGUGAGCCCAUAUACCAAGUACUCUGGCAUGAUCAACAGAGCAACGCCAUACAACUAUCCAGUCCCAGUCCGAGAUGAUGGGAACAUGCCAGAUGUCCCCAGUCACCCAAGUGAUCCCCAGGGCCCAAAUCUGGACUGGCUGAAGAACUUCUAAGGUUCCUGACACUGAUUCUUGUACAGAUCUCCUCAUGUCUCACCCUCCCGCUGUCUAAGUGUUAUUGACUCGAUGAUGCUGAAUAAAUGUCAUUUAUUUAAAUACA